AUGUGGCCGUUCCUCGGAAAGGCACCAUUGCUGCUAGGCUUUUUCAUAGCCGCGUCUACCGAUGCCAGUUCCAUCAAGGACUUGUUUAGCGGCUCGAACCUGAAAAUGAACGGCGACAGUUACAACCCUGAAAUUCGCCCGGGCUUCGGAUCAUCUAACAACCCUGCCGUGGUCACGGUGAAUUUCUUCCUGCGUGACGUCGAGUAUUUGGACGCAGAAAAGAAUGAGAUUGGAUUCCAAAUAACGCUUCGGCAAGAGUGGUCGGAUCCCCAACUGGGCUAUACAGCCGCCGUGGCUGGGGAGACUUUGCCGAAAAACUUUCGAAUGAACUGGGAUGGGAAGGAGAAGACGAUUUGGAUGCCGGACACUUUUAUUCAGAACGAACGCACCGCCGCCCGUCACGAAAUCCCGAACCCAAAUUCCCUAAUCAUCAUCAACACAAAUGGGAGUGUGAUGCUGAGCGAGCGCCUCUCACUCAAAACGGCCUGUAUCUUUGAUAUGGAGAACUACCCCCUGGAUGUGCAUGUAUGCUACGUCGACUUUGCCUCUUAUGGGUGGACAACAGAGGAUGUUGAUUACAAAUGGAAGGAGGCGAACCCGAUCCAGCUGAGGGCCGGGGUGUCGGGCAUGAUGCCGGAAUUCCGACUAAACACUGGCGCAUUCGCAAUGUCCUCAAUCCCCAGGGAGGCUGCAACGGCCUACGAGUGGCUGAUCGUCUGCUAUCUCUACACCGGCUUUGCCCUGAUUGGAAUCAUUCUCAGCAAGGUGCUGAGGGAGAAGGAUGGCCUUCCCAUGGCUCCCGAGCCUGAGCAUCAAGUCCUAAUCGAAGGCGGUGAGAAUGGGGGACCACCAAAAGUUUGCCGGAUCACGAACCUUCGCCAGGGAGCUUGUUGCAAGGCUUGGUUGCCAGGAACGGUCUAUUUCACGUUCUUCACGAUCUUCUGCACCAUGCACUGGUUCCGCAAGGCUUUU
Mesorhabditis spiculigera is the source of this 972-nucleotide messenger RNA. The record is from the annotation of a GenBank genome assembly. NCBI's taxonomy places the organism in Eukaryota, Metazoa, Nematoda, Chromadorea, Rhabditida, Rhabditidae.